Molecule: messenger RNA, 804 nt
Organism: Parnassius mnemosyne (clouded apollo)
Lineage: Eukaryota; Metazoa; Arthropoda; Insecta; Lepidoptera; Papilionidae
Source: the annotation of a GenBank genome assembly
AUGUCACACAAACCUGCGAUCGAGGCGCUUGAUCGUAGCUUGCAAGAUAUCCGCGGAAACCGCGUGUUGAUGGGUGGAGUAGUCGUCUUACUUGCAGGCGAUUUCCGGCAGACGUUGCCGGUUAUUGAGCGAGGUACUGCGGCAGAUGAGAUCAACGCGUGCCUCAAGGCUUCGCCGUUGUGGGCAAAAGUAGAGAGAAUGCAUCUCACAACAAAUAUGAGAGUACAGGUCUACAAUGAUCAUGAGUCUGUUGUUUUUGCUCAAAACCGCAUCGAUAUUGGCGAAGGCCACAUGGCAACGGAUGAGGACGGCCUGAUAAAAUUUGAGACGCACUUUUGCAAUAUUGUAAGCUCCGAAGAUAACCUAAUUACUGAGGUUUUCCCAAACUUACAACAAAACAUCGUGAAUGAAGAAUGGUUAUGUGAAAGAGCAAUUAUGGCGCCUAAGAACGAAUCGGUGGGAAAAAUCAAUAAAAAAAUCCUUCAUUUAGUAAAUGGUGAGGUCACGACAUAUACUUCCAUCGAUACAGUUAUGGCAAGUGACGACUCAACUACAUAUCCAGUAGAGUUUUUAAAUUCAUUGGAGUUGUCGGGGGUGCCAUCCCAUAAGUUAGAGCUAAAAGUUGGAGUGCCUGCUAUACUGAUGAGAAACCUGAAUGCACCAAAAUUAUGUAAUGGCACUAGGUUACGAAUCACUGAAUUAAGAAGGCACAUUGUGGUAGCUACAAUCAUCACUGGCGGGGCGGAAGGCGAAACUGUUUUGAUUCCACGAAUCCCUGUCAUCCCAACAAACUUGCCUUUCUAG